AUCGAGGACAUGCAGUGGCCUCUGGGUGAGCAGGACGUCCCCAGCUCCGUCUGCAGCCUGCCCUGUAAAACCGGCGAGAGGAAGAAGGUGGUGAAGGGCAUGGCGUGCUGCUGGCACUGCGAGCCCUGCGACGGUUACCAAUACCAGUACAACGAGUUCACCUGUAAACUCUGCUCCUACAACACGAGGCCCAACGCCAACCGCACGUCCUGCCAGCCCAUCCCCAUCAUCAAGCUGGAGUGGCACUCGCCCUGGGCGGUGAUUCCAGUUUUCCUGGCGAUGCUCGGCAUCAUUGCUACAUUAUUCGUCAUGGCUACGUUCAUACGGUACAACGACACGCCGAUAGUCCGCGCAUCGGGCCGGGAGCUGAGUUACGUUCUCCUCACCGGGAUAUUUCUGUGUUACAUCAUCACAUUCCUCAUGAUCGCCAAGCCAGAUGUUGGCGUGUGCUCGUUCAGAAGGAUCUUUCUGGGUCUGGGGAUGUGCAUCAGCUACGCCGCCCUCCUCACCAAAACUAACCGCAUCUACCGAAUCUUCGAACAGGGGAAGAAGUCGGUGACGGCACCCAGGCUGAUCAGCCCCACCUCACAGCUGGCGAUCACCUCCAGUCUCAUCUCCGUGCAGCUGCUGGGCGUGUUGAUCUGGUUCGGGGUGGAUCCGCCCAACAUCAUCAUAGACUACGAAGAGCAGAAGACCAUCAACCCAGAUCUGGCUCGAGGCGUGCUGAAGUGUGACAUCACAGAUCUGCAGAUCAUCUGCUCGUUGGGUUACAGUAUCUUACUGAUGGUGACGUGUACUGUUUACGCCAUAAAGACCCGCGGGGUCCCCGAGAACUUUAAUGAGGCCAAGCCCAUCGGCUUCACUAUGUACACCACCUGCAUCGUAUGGUUGGCUUUUAUACCCAUCUUCUUUGGAACAGCACAGUCUGCAGAGAAG
This is a messenger RNA of Paralichthys olivaceus (Japanese flounder), 936 nucleotides long. The record is from RefSeq and is a predicted model, not a curated record. NCBI's taxonomy places the organism in Eukaryota, Metazoa, Chordata, Actinopteri, Pleuronectiformes, Paralichthyidae.